Momordica charantia (bitter melon) is the source of this 750-nucleotide messenger RNA. RefSeq lists its product as uncharacterized. The record is from RefSeq and is a predicted model, not a curated record. NCBI's taxonomy places the organism in Eukaryota, Viridiplantae, Streptophyta, Magnoliopsida, Cucurbitales, Cucurbitaceae.
AUGGAUUUUCAAGCGGCAACGGACGCCAUUAAAUGUCGCGCUUUCCAAAUCGCGCUUACUGACAGUGCACGUUUGUGGUACAGAAGAUUGUCGGCUAGGUUGAUCUCGACCUACUCACAGUUGAGGAAGGAGUUUAUUAGUCAAUUCUCUUCUCGACACUAUUACAGAAAAACAGCGACUCACCUCGCCACCAUCAGACAGAACGAGGGUGAGACGCUUAGAGAGUACGUCACAAGGUUCCAGGAGGAGCAGCUAAAGAUCGCACACUGUUCCGAUGACUCGGCCAUGUGUUACUUCCUCACUGGCUUGGCCGAUGAGACUCUUACGGUAAAACUUGGAGAGGAGGCUCUAGCUACUUUUGCCGAGGUCCUGCAAAAGGCGAAGAAAGUUAUUGAUGGGCAAGAGCUCCUCCGGACCAAGACCGGCCGACCAGAGAAGCAGAUCGACCAGAGGAGGUCCGACCAGGACAAGAGUAAGACUGACUCCAAGUCCAAAGACAAGGGACCAUCCUCCUCCAGCAACCGAGCUGAUUAUCGCAGGUUAGAUAGCGGUCACAACCGAAGCCGACUUUAUGAACGUUAUACUCCUACCACCAUCCCCAUCUCUGAAAUACUAACAAACAUUGAAGAUACUGGGAUGGAAAAGCUCCUCAAGCGACCGGAGAAGCUCAUAGGAGACCCAGAGAAGCGCAACAAAGAUAAGUAUUGCCGUUUUCAUCGUGAUCACGACCAUAACACUUCGAGUUGCUAG